Molecule: messenger RNA, 1427 nt
Organism: Prosopis cineraria
Lineage: Eukaryota; Viridiplantae; Streptophyta; Magnoliopsida; Fabales; Fabaceae
Product: 14-3-3-like protein GF14 iota
Exons: 7
Coding region: 193-975 (260 amino acids)
Biological process (GO): signal transduction
Cellular component (GO): cytoplasm
Source: RefSeq, a predicted model, not a curated record
CCCCACAACUUGCUCGAUCUUUCAGCACUUCACGCCCUCAUUCUUCGCAAUCCAUUUAAGCGUUCUUCUUCUUCCCUGUGAUCCCAACCUAACCCUUCCCGCGGUUUUCUUUUUCUUCUUCGUAUUCUUCGACUCUAGAUUGCUGGUGUACUUGUUGUUGUUUCUUUUUUUCUCUGAUUACUCUCUACAACAAUGGCUUCGGACAAUGAGAGAGAGACCCACGUUUACCUGGCCAAGCUCUCUGAGCAGGCCGAGCGAUACGAUGAAAUGGUUGAGCAUAUGAAGACAGUGGCAAAACUUGAUCUUGAGCUUACUGUGGAAGAGAGGAACCUCCUCUCUGUGGGAUAUAAAAAUGUCAUUGGUGCAAGGCGUGCAUCCUGGCGUAUUAUGUCUUCAAUUGAGCAGAAAGAAGAGUCUAAGGGAAAUGAGAACAAUGUCAAACUGAUCAAGAGUUACCGCCAAAAGGUUGAGGAGGAACUCUCUAAGAUUUGUGGUGACAUUCUGACAAUUAUUGAUGAACAUCUUCUACCUUCUUCCACAUCUGGAGAAGCCACUGUUUUCUACUAUAAAAUGAAAGGUGACUACUAUAGGUAUCUUGCUGAGUUCAAGACUGACCAAGCAAGAAAAGAGGCUGCUGAGCAGUCCCUCAAGGGAUAUGAAGCCGCUUCAGCCACUGCUAACACAGAACUUCCAUCAACACACCCGAUCCGCCUUGGUCUUGCGCUUAAUUUCUCUGUGUUUUAUUAUGAGAUAAUGAACUCCCCUGAAAGGGCAUGUCAUUUGGCUAAACAAGCUUUUGAUGAGGCAAUUGCAGAGUUGGAUACAUUGAGUGAAGAGUCAUACAAGGACAGCACUCUGAUCAUGCAGUUGUUGAGAGACAACCUGACUCUGUGGACCUCCGAUUUGCCAGAGGAUGGAGGUGAAGAUAAUACCAAAAAUGAAGAGGCCAAACCAGCUGAACCUGAGAAGAACUAAGGUGGCCUUGAAGCUGGACAUGGUAGUCUGAUAUCUCUAAGUUACUCUGCAAAGAGGGCAUUUUUAAGCUUUUCUUGCCAUGGAUUUGGACCACAUAAUGCAGACAGUGGCUACUUCGUAGUUCUCAUGCCUUUUUUUUUAAAUCCACUCAAAGCUAGAAAUGCUAUCUGCGGCUGUCCUAUUUUUUUUGGGCUUUACUACCCUUAUUUUUUAUUUCCUAAGUAAGCCUAUGGAUGAUUUGCAUUUACUUUUAUGAGCCAUUUCUGUCUUAGAUCCUUUAGAAUGAUUUUCUUUUGUUUAUUUUCGUUGUCCACUUGUUUUUAACAUAUUUCGAUUUGGAAUGUGUAGCAAAGUUUCUAUACAUUGACUACUAGAAAAUGUGGUUAUUCAGUUCAUUAUUAAGGUGAAUGAUCAAAUAAAUUGAUAGAGAUAUCCUAUAGACUUUAUUCUAA